Molecule: messenger RNA, 393 nt
Organism: Orbilia oligospora ATCC 24927
Lineage: Eukaryota; Fungi; Ascomycota; Orbiliomycetes; Orbiliales; Orbiliaceae
Exons: 2
Coding region: 1-393 (130 amino acids)
Source: RefSeq, a predicted model, not a curated record
AUGUCUGAUCAAGCCUGCAAGCCGGCGAUUCACUUCCCAUCCCCGCUACCGAGAACGCAAAAGGCACAACAAUCGCUGCCUGCGCUCUUGGAGGCCUUUAUCUCCUAUGUCGGCAGGACUCUGUUACAAGAUGAUAAGGUUGUCUCGUACCCAGACCUGGAAGAUGAUAAGGAGGAAUACUUGUAUCUUGUCAGCCCUAAGAUUAAUCGCGAGACGCCGAAAGAAUCACGUUUAAUGUUGAGGUUGCCGACAAGGUAUUCAUUAGUAUCGUGCCUCGCUCAUCUGAGAACGAGGACCGAGAGGGGCCGUAUGACACCGUCGUCCUCUGUGUUAAUACUGCAGACGACACUAUCUGGUAGCCAAACACAUCCACGAAACCGAUAUUCCGGCUAA